Messenger RNA from Solanum dulcamara, 1107 nucleotides. RefSeq names its product metacaspase-9. The coding region runs from base 44 to 1027 and encodes 327 amino acids. Gene Ontology annotation, molecular function: cysteine-type endopeptidase activity. The record is from RefSeq and is a predicted model, not a curated record. The transcript has 3 exons. Gene Ontology annotation, biological process: proteolysis. NCBI's taxonomy places the organism in Eukaryota, Viridiplantae, Streptophyta, Magnoliopsida, Solanales, Solanaceae.
UCUACAAACAAAGAAAAUUCUUGCAUUAUUUAUUUCUGAAAAAAUGGAGAAAGUUGGUAAGAAAUUGGCAGUUCUAGUUGGUUGCAACUAUGAAAACACACGUUACAGGUUGCAUGGAUGUCACAACGAUGUUUUAGCCAUGAGAGAUGUGCUAGUGAAUCGAUUCGGGUUCGAUUCACAGCACAUUGAGCUGUUGAUGGAUAAAUCAGGCAGCCCUGUGAUGCCCACUGGAGUUAAUAUCAAGAAGGCACUUAAUAAAAUGGUUGAUGAAGCUGAACCAGGGGAUGUUUUGUACUUUCAUUUUAGUGGUCAUGGAACAUUGACUGGAAAAAAGAACCAAGAAGAAGCCAUAAUUCCACUUGAUUUCAAUUAUAUUACUAAUGUGGACAUUCGAAAAAUAGUGAAUAGAGUACCAGAAGGAGCAACUUUCACUAUCCUUUCAGAUUCUUGCCAUAGUGGAGGCCUAAUUGACAAAGAGAAAGAACAAAUUGGACCAUCUCACCACAAACUAAAAAAUCAAGAAUUCGGAGAAAACAAGAACAACUAUGUCUCAGUCCCGAACAAAUCAGAGUCGACAUCAAAAUCUUAUUAUUCCAAGCCUAAAUUCAUCCCUCAUGAAACUAUAUUGGAACAUCUAACAUCCUUAACAAACAUAAACACCUCAGAUAUUGGAACCCACAUGUUACAACUCUUUGGAAAUGAGGCUAGUGUUAUUUUUUCUUUGCCUCAAAUUGAGUUAGAUUUAUUGAAGCCACUUAAACAAGAUGAGGGCAUUUUGCUAAGUGGAUGUCAAGCUAAUGAAGAAUGUCAAGAUGUUGGAGGAAUUGAAAAUGAAAAUAAAGCUUAUGGAGCAUUUAGCAAUGCAAUUUUAAUUGUGUUGGAGAAAAAUUGUGGCCCUCUUAGUAAUAAAGAGUUGGUAUUGAAGUCUAGGGAUGUUUUGGAAAAUGAUGAACAUGUUAAGACUCAACAUCCUUGUCUCUAUUGUAGUGAUGAGAAUGCUCAAGCACUUUUCUUGAGCCAAGGUUGAAGUCAAAUGCCAAUAUAAUGUAUUUGAUAUAUCAUAAUAAUGACGAUGAAAUAAAAAUAAUUUAAGUAUUAUGUACAGUA